This is a messenger RNA of Entrophospora sp. SA101, 2460 nucleotides long. NCBI's taxonomy places the organism in Eukaryota, Fungi, Glomeromycota, Glomeromycetes, Entrophosporales, Entrophosporaceae. The record is from the annotation of a GenBank genome assembly.
AUGCAAAAAAGUGAUAUUAGAAAAGCUAAUCCUUAUGAUUUAGAUCCAGAAGUUAAAUCUAUUCUAAAAAUAGAAACUUUUCAACAAGGAAAGUUUACAACUCAUGAUUUCGUGGAAAAAACUUCUACAAAUCUGUUAAAACAUGCCAAUCCAAAAACAUUUGAUCCAAAACCGUUUAUAAGAACUUUUGAAAGAUCAAUCGAUGAAUUGUUAAAGCUUCGUGAAAGUGUACAAGAAGAAAGUAAGAUAUUCGAGGCAACUGUGCAAUUAACGGAAGAUGGACAUCGUAAAAAAUUACUUGAAUUAAAAACAGCUUUUGAAGAUGUUGUACAUUCUUUUGAAUCAUUAGAAACUAGAAUUAACGAAGUUGGUAACACUGCUAUAAGAAUCGGCGAACAAUUGGAAAUAAUUGAUAAACAAAGACUUCGUGCAUCUGAAUCAAAGGAUCUCAUUGAAUAUUUUAUGGCUUUUAAUCGUGGUGACAUUGCAAAAUUAGAAAAUCUUCGUACAUAUGGCGGAAAAGAUGGACAAUUAAAGGCUGCAGUUAUUGCUAGAAGAUUAAAUGCCAUUGCAAAAGAUGUUGACAUUCCUGGCGCUGAAGCUGCAAGAGAACGUAUUGAGAAAUAUUGUGAAAUUUUAGAAAAAGAGUUGCUUGAACAUUUUGAUAGAGCGUAUAAAGAACGAAAUUUAAAAACCAUGCAGCAUUAUGCAAAAACAUUGCAAGAAUUCAAUGGUUGUGAAUCAUGUGUAAAAUUAUAUGUAAAUCAACAUCAAUUUUUUAUAACAAAAAUCAACGUUGGUGAAAAAAAAGAGUUUCUUUCUAGUCCAGGUUGGGAUGAUCUACCAAAUCCUCGAAUUCCUCCUCCUCCUAUCGAUCAAGGGCUCAUUGUAUUUUAUGAAGAGAUUAAAAAUACCGUGAUAAAAGAAGCUAUUAAUAUCAAUGCUGUUUUUCCAAAUCCAAUUGGCGUGAUGCAAGUUUUUCUGCAACAAAGUCUUUUAUCGCAUGCUGAAAAUAAUUCAACUUUGGCUUACUUAAGAUCAUUGGCAGCUGUUCGUGCAGCAACCACAGACCUAGUUACGAGUUUAAAAAGUGUAGAAAUACGUCAAGAAGGAAGUACCAAAGAUAAUAUAAAUACUAAAAAUGAGGAAGACACAAAAAAAAAUAAUACAAUAGCAGAAGUAUUGGAUCAAUGUAUUGAAGAUUUGUUUGUUCCAUAUACUGAAGGUGAACGUUACCUGGAGAAAGAAAAAAGAUCUCUUAUGGAAUUGUAUUCUUCCUUGCUUCUUAAAUUUACUGCCUAUCAUGCACAACAAAAACAUGCAAGAAGUGGAAGUUUAUUUCAACGUGCAGUUAAUCAAAUAACAUCGUCAUCAAAUCCUAAUCAAUUUGGUGGAGCCAAUCUAAUGGAAAUUCCAGUAACUGAUGAUGAUGGAAAUUUAGGAGUAGACACUGGUACACUUAUGCUUAAAAUUCAUGCAGAAGCAAGUAAACGUUCUGUAAAAUUGUGUCCUCCAUCUGAACUUCCAAAAAUAGCUAGUGCUUUGUUUAAUGUCUUGUUAGAUUUUAUUGGAAGACAAUAUGUGGAUGUGGCUUUAGAAUCAUGUUUAGAGCUUAUGGCUGCAAUGGAUUCAAAAAGUGAAACAGAUUUUAGCGUCUUCGCUGUUGUAAAGGUGGCAAGAGAUAUCAUACACUUGGAACAAAAUCAUUUCCAAGCAGUAAUCUUGCCUUUAGCGUCUCCUUCGUUAGCAAUUCAUCGUGAGAUCACAUCUGAUAAGAAUAAGUUUAUGAUGGGAGUAGAAAAUAAGAUGAAUUCUGCUGUUCAAAAAAUGAUAGAUGCUAUAAUUGCAAGAUUGUCUUUUUUCUUAUCUCGUCAAAAAAGAGCUGAUUUUAAACCAAAAGAUGAAGAAGAUCUUAUAACAAAUAUUGCAACUAUGCCUUGUAAUAAUUGUGUUGAGUAUAUUAAAAAAGUUAAUGUAAAUAUGAACAAAUAUCUUGACGGCAAGAAUUUUGAAAAUUUUUUGACCGAAGUAGGAAUUUUGUUUCACAGCAUGUUAUUAGAUCAUUUCAAAAAAUUUACUGUCAGUCCCACUGGAUGUCUUAUCUUGUCAAAGGAUAUUACCAAAUAUCAAGAAACCUUUGCAUCUUUCAAAAUUCCUCAAUUAGAUGAGCGAUUUGAGUUAUUGCAUCAAUUAGGAAGCUUGUUUGUCGUAAAGCCUGAAAUACUUAAAUCAGUUCUUAAUGAAGGUUACCUUGCCAAACUUGAGAUUAGAUAUGUUAUUCCCUACCUUCAAAUGCGCACUGAUUUCAAAUCAGCUGGUAUUGAUAGUCUGCUGGGCGCAUCUGCAGAAACUGGUAGUAAUGAAAGAAAUUUCCAUGAUAAAGCUAGAGCUAGAUUAACAUCAAUGGGACUUAAUAUUGGUUUUGGUGAAAGCGGAAGAAAAUGGAUGACACUUGCAUAA